AUCUAUGGAAAUGACUACUCAGGACAUGAUAUAAAACAUGAGACGAGAUAGAGAUGCGAACAUAGAAUUCCACUCCGCAGAUUUCCCAAGCUCUCUCCAUUACAAGUUUACAACAAGCACGCACGCACCCAAUCUUAAAUUUUAAGGUCAGCCCUCCUCUUAACUCACCUCACCCAUUUUUCAAUUCACUUGUUUAAUGUAAUUUCUUACAACCCUAGUUCAAUUACACACAUAUGUUUGAUACUUGCACGACUUAACAACUAGUGUGUGAUCAAUUUGCUUGUAAUUAGUUUAAUUGAGAUCAAUCUUGUUUCACAAUUGUAAAGAUUUAAUCUUUAUGAUCAAAUGAAAAAUGGGGAUGGUGAGAAAUCAUCAGAUCAUGUUGUUGGUGGGUUUUUGCCAUGGCAAGGUCAACAGUUUGAUGAAAGUGUUAAUCUUUCGCCUGUUUCGUCGAGGUACUCGUCGUGUGGGGAGUCAGAGUUUGAUAGGUAUUGUAGUGCCAAUUCGGUGAUGGGGACCCCCAGUAUGUGUAGCUCGGUUGGGCCUUUUCGUGAGGCUGAGUCGGAGUUUGGGUCUUUUAGGAGUUUGGAUGGGUUUAGUUUGGGAGGGAGUUUUGAGAGGAAAAUUGAUGAUAAGAAGGUACCGGAAUUUGGUAGAAGAAUUGAAUCGAGUGGAACGGAUAUUGGUUUGGAGAGAAGGAAUGGUUUAGGAUUUGGACAAGGGUUCGUGAGGAGUGAUGGAGAAGUGAAUCGACAUGAUGAUUUUUCGGGCUGUAUGGAUUUUGGUGAGCAGAGUAGAGUAGGAGGGAUUCCUGACUUGAGUACUGCUCUGGAUGACGGGCUUUAUGACGAGGAUGGUGGUGGGCGUGUUUUGAAAUGGGAUUGUGCUACAUCGAGGGUGAUGCAAAGUAGUGAUGAUUAUGAUGGUAAGCUGCAGAAAGAAAGUGCAGAAGUUGACCAGGAGAUUGUGUCAACAAGUGGAGUUGCUAUGCUUAGUGGUGAUUCACAUUGUUCCCCAAGUACUGAACGAGUUGACGGUUGUUUAGUAAAUACAGGAACUGAUAUGGGAUGUAACAUGAUAGAUGGUGGGAGAUGCUCGGAUGAGGGCGAAGCCUCGUCCAGGUAUGAAUAUUCAGAAGGCGAGGAUUCAUCAUUUGGCUAUGGUACAGGUGAUGAGAAGCAGAUAAAUCUUUAUGAUAAAAGAAACAUAGGUUAUUCCGAAGAUAAAGUUAGAAGGGAAGAAAAUGCGUUGCUUAUGAACUCUUCUGUGGCAUUUGGUUCAGAUGACUGGGAUGAUUUUAUGCAGGAAACUUGUGCGAAUCCUAUAACAUCAAUGGCACAGGAUGACUUAUGGGUUCAGAAACAAAUAAAUGGUGGAAGUGAUGCAGAUAAUCUACAUUCAACUUCUGCAUCUAACGUGGGGUUACAAAAUAUAUGUUUGCCAGUGCAACAAGAAGGUGCAGAAAACAUUCUUCGUAAUGGCAGUCAAGUACAAGAUGUGAAUGAAUUAACUUUGGAUAUGGGAACUUGUUCUACUGACGGUCUUUUGGAGUUUGGUGAUGCAGGGGAAGAUUAUAUGAGCGCAGAAAAAUAUAUAUCCAAAAUUAGCCAGCCAGCAGACUUGCCUCAGCAGUGCUCUGAGAGAAAUGUAUAUGUAAAGGAACAUGAUUUGCUAGUAGAAGAUCUAGAUAUAAAAGCAGGUUCAAAUAUUGGUGAAAAUAAAACAAAAGAUGGACAUUCGUGUACAAGUACCAAAGAUAAACAUAGAAUUGUUCAUUCCUCGAAAAGUAUCAAUUAUGAGAAAACGAAACAGCAGUUGGAUUCUCCUUCUAACGAAUCACUUAGCCAUCUUCAUUCCACUUUAAAGGAAGUUUCAGAAGUUAUGGUGAAAGAAUCCCUUGAAGACCAGGUAUCAAAUUCAUUGCAGGCACAAAUUAUUGAAAAUAGGACAACCAAGGAAUUUCCUGCUUCUAAUCACCCUGCGCCAGUUGAGGCAGGAACUCAUAAAAUAAAUGAAUAUUAUGAUGAGAUCGUCCAUGAGAUGGAAGAUAUAUUACUGGAUUUUAAUGAACCUCACGGGGCUAGAUUUGUACAGAGUAACAGGUCAUCUCUGUCCCAGAUAAGUAUGCCAUUAAGAGAUGGUGGGUCUACAGCUUCGACUUCAAGUUCUGAAAAUGCUUAUUUACUAAUGAACCGCCCUGUGAGAAUUGAUAAGGUGGAUGUAGUUGGUGCAAGGCAAAAGAAAGGGAACGUUUCACUGAGCGAAAGACUAGUUGGAGUGAAGGAAUACACUGUUUAUAAGUUACAAGUGUGGAGUGGAGAGGAUGUGUGGGAAGUGGAAAGACGAUACCGUGAUUUUUGUACUUUACAUCGCCGGUUGAAGACAUUAUCUGCGGAACAAGGCUGGAUUCUUCCUUCUCCUUGGUCCUCUGUAGAACGAGAGUCUAGAAAGUUUUUUGGUAAUGCUUCUCCAGCUGUCAUUGAAGAGAGAAGUGUUCUUAUCAAAAACUGUUUGCAAUCCCUUAUUGAUUCGCAAUUCUCAUCUAGUCAUUCAGGUCCCCUGAUUUGGUUUUUGUCCCCACCAAAGGAUGAUCCCUGUUUUCUGGCAUCUGGUAGUGAAAUGCUUCAGUCAACAGCCCCUACUGGAGAUGGUGCGGGAAACAUAUCUGCCUUUGGCACAACUAUAUCCCUUGUUGUUAAAAUCUGGCCAAACAAAUCUAAGAGACAGAUUUUAGAAGAACAACAUUACACAUGUUGGGGAUGCCACAAACAUUUUGAUGAUGGAAAAACUCGCAUACUGGAUUUAGUACAGACUCUUGGAUGGGGCAAGCCUCGUCUUUGUGAGUACAGCGGUCAGUUAUAUUGUGGUGCUUGCCACACAAAUGAAACUGCUGUUUUGCCAGCCAGAGUUUUGCAUUCCUGGGAUUUCACUCAAUAUCCAGUUUCUCAACUGGCUAAGCAUUAUCUUGAUUCUAUCCACGACCAGCCCAUGUUGUGCGUCAGCGCCGUUAAUCCUCUUCUUUUCUCAAAAGUUCCUGCGCUUCAACUAGUUACUAAUGUUAGGAAAAGAAUAGGAGCUAUGCUGCCAUAUAUUAGAUGCCCUUUCCGCAGAACCAUAUUCAUAGGGCUUGGAUCUCGGAGGUACCUUCUUGAAAGCAAUGAUUUCUUUGCACUUAGAGAUCUAAUUGAUCUUUCGAAAGGUGUUUUUGCAGCGCUUCCGGUGAUGGUAGAAACUGUUUCAAAGAAAAUCCUGGAACAUAUCACAGAACAAUGUCUUGUAUGUUGUGAUGUGGGUUUCCCGUGUAAUGCUCGACAAGCCUGUGAGGAUCCAUCUUCUCUCAUUUUCCCUUUCCAGGAAGGAGAGGUUGAAAGGUGCAGAUCCUGUAAGGUAGUUUUUCACAAACCAUGCUAUAAAAAGAUAGCAACUUGUCCUUGUGGAGCCCACUUAAAGCCAGACAAGACCAAGAGGCUUGCAAGUGAAGGCAGUAUGACUACCGAAGGUGAUGCAUACGGCACUUUGGAGUUGCUUGGCAGGCAGGACGAUUCCUGGUCAUCAGCCAACUUUCUGUCGGGAUUGUUCUCAAAGGCAAAACUGGAGAAGUUAUUGGUGCAUAAAGAUCAUGAUAAUAUCAUUUCAAUGAGUUCAUUACCGAGCUCCUCCCUCUGAGUGCAUACAUUACUGCAUUCUAUACCUAGUAUAUACCAUAGCUGUCGAACCACCAGAGUGUGUAAUCGUAUAUCGCUAGACUGUUGAUGUACCAAUUAAAUAGCAUGGUAAUGCUUCUUUUUGUGUGUAUAUGUAUCAUUGAAGCCCUUGUUCUUGGAAAACUUGAUGUACUGUUUGUGCCUGGUGGCCUGCAGAAGAUAUAGUUGUAGGUUGUAUUGUUUUCUCUUACAUUUGAUGUCAAUGACCCAACAUCUGUAUUCAUUGUAAACCAUUUUUAUAAAUCUUAAUAUACAUGUAAUGAGAAUCAUAACAUUUUAUUUAUUAAA
This is a messenger RNA of Daucus carota subsp. sativus, 3992 nucleotides long. RefSeq lists its product as uncharacterized. The transcript is spliced from 5 exons. The coding region runs from base 346 to 3666 and encodes 1106 amino acids. The record is from RefSeq and is a predicted model, not a curated record. Gene Ontology annotation, molecular function: phosphatidylinositol binding. Lineage: Eukaryota; Viridiplantae; Streptophyta; Magnoliopsida; Apiales; Apiaceae.